Molecule: messenger RNA, 771 nt
Organism: Pecten maximus
Lineage: Eukaryota; Metazoa; Mollusca; Bivalvia; Pectinida; Pectinidae
Exons: 2
Coding region: 21-443 (140 amino acids)
Source: RefSeq, a predicted model, not a curated record
UAAGAUUAGCAAUAUCCCUGAUGCUGCUUACUGCGCCCUCUACCGGUCAGACUGCUGAAUUGAUAGGAUCAGAACUCCCGGUACCAGCUCCAGAACAAGAACUCCCAGAGCCUCCGGAACUAGAGCCGUCGGAGGUUCCGGGAGCACCGGAAGCACCGGAAACACCAGAUGCCGUAGAACCAUUAGAAGCCCCGGAUGUUGAACUACCGGAAGAACCGUGCUUUUGUGGGAUACGAUGCUGUACCAGCCCUUUCGAACUGACACGGUCGCCUAAUCUGUUGAACUUCCAUCUACCGGAAGUCGCCAGUAUAUCGUGUUGUGGAUGUACGUCAUGUCCGGCUGAUUAUUUCAUUUUACCUGUUUCCCGCGCUUUUGUGUUUCAAAUGCUGAGUUCUUUAUCAUCAUUGAGGAUGCCAGGGUUAGCUGUAUCCGGUGAUGACUGAACACCCAAGUUUAAAUAAAUGAAAUAUUCGGUAAGAAUAUUUAUAGAUGGAAAUUCAUAUCGAAAAUCUUCCCGACAUGUAUGACACUCGGGACAGCGAUAGUUCAUCCACGUCUCUAUAUAUUGGAAAUGGUUCACUUUUCCGAACAGCUUCUAUGGCGCAGUCAUUAAUUUGGAGAACUAAAAUAACUGUUUUAUAUACGGUUAAUGAUAUAGUACAUCAUACCAAUUAUAUUGUUGAAAUUUCAACUCUGUAACGGUAUAAUCCUGUGUAAAUUGAUUUCAUGUUUUGGUACAGAUCACAUUUGGAUUAAACCGAUAUUUCAGAA